AUGGGCCCCUAUGUGCCACCAGGACAGUCGCCGCCCUUUGAGGUCAUCGACGAAUACCACCGUGCUGCAUACAUCAUUAUCACGACGGCGCUGGGACUGGUGAUAUCGUUGGUGUGCUUUCAGAUUAGGCUCUAUGUUCGACUAUAUCUAAUUCCGCCUUUUGCACGAGAUGACUUUGUGUUAUUGGGGGCGACAGUACUGGCUAUAUUGCAGUCCAUACUGGUUUUUUACGCCUGUUCUAGAGGAUUUGGUACAUCGAUUACUUUGCUGGACGAAAGUCGGCUGAAUCAAAUUCAAGCACUAGUUGCGACAAGUGAUGUUUUCGCAUUGAUCAUCAUUUACCUUUCUAAAUGCUGUGUGAUUGCUAUCUACUUCCGACUCACUCCACAAAAACAACACAACAGAGCUUCUGCGGCUACGUUGGUUCUAUGUACAGCUUGGCUGAUUCCAGCGGUGUUUAUUAUUCUGGUCAACUGCGAGCUUAACAAGCCAUGGAGAUCACAAGGAGGGCAAUGCCGGAAUCUGUACCAACGUUGGCAGUUCAUUGCUGCCGUGGACGCGAUAACAGAGCUCAUAAUUUUCGUACUCGCCGUUGCCCUUCUAAAGGGGCUUUUUAUGAAUCUGAGGCGCAAGCUCACUAUUGGAUUUGCUUUCAUCUUCCGCUUUCCACUAAUAGUAUUCACAAUUCUCCAUAUCACAAAAUUACACGCAGCACUCGGUGAAACGGAUGUUACCGUCGCAGCGAUCGAACCGUCUCUCUGGCUUCAAGUCCAAGUCCAUUACGCACUGGUCGCUUGCAGCGUCUUCUGCCUUCGUCCAUUUAUGGCAGCCGUCAGCACAAACUAUGGGACCGCGGGGGACUCGACAUUAGAAAGCAGCGCAUCCAGAUCUCGCGGUACAAAAGAAAGCUCGAAAUCAGGAUCUAACUCAGGGUCAGGAUCGAAUUCACACUCAGCAUCGAGGUCAAUGUCAAUGUCGCGGAUACAAAGGAAAAGAGCAGGGACGGCGGCAACUCCACCUUGGUCUAAGUCCUAUGCGAUCCCACACUCCUCGUCGAAGGAAAACCUUUGUCAAGCCGGGAAUAUACAGCCCAUCAUUCAGGAUCCAGAGAUGCCCCGGAGAAAGCAGAAACAGGCUUCUCCCCAAGAACGAGAAUCUGCAGUCCGCACACCUCAACGACGAUCAAUGUUCCCUCUGGGUGAGCCGAGUAUGCCGCCGCUUCCGAAACCGCAGAGAGGAAAAGAAGGGACCAGGAGGCAAGCGCCUGACCAGUCCCUUUUAGACACCGAUGCAAUUGAACUCAUGCCUCAACUUCAUCGGCAACAUGGUCGCCAGCAGAGUGAGGUCACAGUCGAGAGUGACGAUUCCGAUAGAAUGGUCAUUCGGAAAGAGGUCGGCUACUCAAUUCAGUAUGAGUAUGAUGAUGCGCGUCGGAGAGGACAAGGGCCUUCUAAGAAGAGUUCCACUGAUGCAGUGGCUUACGUUUAA
Messenger RNA from Penicillium cosmopolitanum, 1488 nucleotides. RefSeq lists its product as uncharacterized. The coding region runs from base 1 to 1488 and encodes 495 amino acids. The transcript is spliced from 5 exons. Lineage: Eukaryota; Fungi; Ascomycota; Eurotiomycetes; Eurotiales; Aspergillaceae. The record is from RefSeq and is a predicted model, not a curated record.